UCUGCAGAUGUCAAGGAAGUAGAGAUACCGGUGCCGUGGGGCCACAUUAGAGGAAAUUGGUGGGGACCGGCAGAUAAGCAGCCUAUAGUGGCGAUACACGGCUGGCAGGACAAUUCGGGCACUUUUGACGCCUUGGCACAAUUAUUGCCGAACGUAGCUAUACUGAGUAUAGAUCUGCCUGGUCACGGCCUUUCCUCUCAUCUACCAGUCGGACAGUUCAACUAUAUAUUUUGGGAUGGGGUUCUCGCGCUGCGUAGAAUUGUUAGAUAUUACAAGUGGAACAAGGUCAGACUUCUUGGACACUCAUUGGGUGGUGCUAUAUCAUUUCUGUAUGCAGCAUCAUACCCAGAUGAAGUCGAUGCUCUUAUAAGUUUGGAUAUUGUCAGUCCGAGCACAAUGGAUAUCAAGAAAACGGCUCCGCUCACCGGAGAUUACAUUGACAGAUUUUUGAAGUACGAAAUGUUAACAUUGGACAGUGUACCAUGUUACGAUUACGAUGAAAUGCUUGAGAUAGUAGAACAAGCAUAUGGUGGUUCUAUAACGAAGAAAGGAGCAGAAAUAUUAAUGAAACGUGGUAUGCAACAAGCAUAUAAAAAGGACAAAUAUUAUUUUUCUCGUGAUCCAAGACUAAAGGUUUCCCUUUUAGGCAUGUUGUCUUUAGAUUUAGCACUUGAAUACGCAUCUCAGAUAAAAUGUGCUUAUCUCAACAUUCGUGCUGUUCCUGGAAUGAAAUUCGAACAACCUGAAAAUUAUCAGAAAGUAUUAGACGUCAUAAAACUAGGAGCUAGGAAAUUCGAAUAUCAUGAGGUGGAAGGGACGCAUCACGUACAUUUAAAUGAGCCUGAAAUAAUUGCGCCUAUAAUCACGAAUUUUUUACAGAAUUUAUAGUAAUAUCGUUUAGUUAUUAACGAAUGCAGUUACUUAAGAUAAGGUUUUGUGAUUAGGAUGUGUAGAUUAACGGGAGAUUGUAUUUAUGUUUGACACGUAUACGCUUGCUCUUGAACAUGUUUAGUUUCAUUAAAUUUUGAAUAAAUAGUUUUAUAAUUCAAAAACAACUUUAUUGAAAAUGCAUUAUGAAAUAAUGUUAAAUUAGUAGCAAAUUUAAAAGAAUCAAUGCACUUAUUAUAAUUUACUGUCAUAUGUGAAAAUAAGGUGCUUUAGUAUAACGUUCAGUGCUGUGAUGAGCAAAAAUUAAGAGAUACAUAUAAAAUAUAAGAUAUGUAAUUAUUGUAUGUCUUAAAUUACAAAUUUUGUCAAACAUUGUCUAGUGUCGCUUCUACGUGGUAGUUAAUAAAUUAUUUAAUGUUA
Temnothorax curvispinosus is the source of this 1308-nucleotide messenger RNA. RefSeq names its product probable serine hydrolase (gene kraken). Lineage: Eukaryota; Metazoa; Arthropoda; Insecta; Hymenoptera; Formicidae. The transcript is spliced from 4 exons. The annotation marks the transcript as partial. The record is from RefSeq and is a predicted model, not a curated record.